Messenger RNA from Daphnia pulicaria, 2016 nucleotides. Its product is annotated as dynein intermediate chain 3, ciliary-like. Lineage: Eukaryota; Metazoa; Arthropoda; Branchiopoda; Diplostraca; Daphniidae. Gene Ontology annotation, molecular function: dynein light chain binding; dynein heavy chain binding. The transcript has 11 exons. Gene Ontology annotation, biological process: outer dynein arm assembly; cilium movement. The coding region runs from base 59 to 1993 and encodes 644 amino acids. The record is from RefSeq and is a predicted model, not a curated record. Gene Ontology annotation, cellular component: outer dynein arm.
CGGAACCGAUGUUAUAAGGGACCUGAUACAUUUAUGACUCUUGUUGGUCCCAACAAAAAUGGAUCUUACUUGUGUUGUGCGUCGUGAUAUCAAACUGCUCAGCAAAAGAAAAUGUAACUUUUCCGAUGCCGUUUUCCAUUCAUCGCAAUCGGUCGACAUUUUCCCUGAUCGGGAACUCACGGCAUCGUUUACUAUAGCCAAGAACAAGGAAAUCGGAGUUCAAUGCCAGGCUUGUGAUAUAUCAGCUCUUCACAUCAAUACGGAAUGUGCUUCGACCGAGAAUCGAGGAGUUUAUCACAAAGAAGGCGGUUGGCCUCGCGACGUCAAUCCCCAUGAAUCCGAUCAAACGGCUCGUUAUCGCAAGAAAAUCGAGAAGGAUGAAGCUUAUUCUCACGCUGUGCUUAAUCUCGGACAGCAAAUGGAACAUUACAUCAAACAAAACAACGUGUUUAACAUCUACGAGGAUUAUUUUACUGAUGCUCCCGAUGUACAAACGCCAGAUCCGAAUCCCCUACGAACCAUUCAUAUGUUAAAGGAUCCGUCGCCGAUAAAACGCGCAGUCACUGGUCUUAGUUGGAGUCCCGAUGGAGGAACCAAAUUGGCCGCUGCUUAUUCAGAUCCUUUUUGGAAAAAUCUUUUUGAUUACAAGGAAAACGAUUCUUACAUCUGGAAUAUUGAAAGGGCAGUGCAGCCGGAAGUUGUUUUACGCAGCAUGAGUCAACUACGUUCAGUCUCAUUCAAUCCGCGUGACCAACACAUUUUAGCUGGUGGAACAAUUUUUGGCGCUGUGGGAAUUUGGGACGUUCGUAAGAGUCAAGGUCCAGUCGAAUGCGUCCCCAUUGGUGUGGGUCAUUCGGAAAGUGUCACUUCGCUUAUUUGGAGCAAUUCAAAGGCUGGAGGAGAAUUCUUCUCCGCCUCUGGCGACGGCCAAGUUCUUUGGUGGGACAUGCGAAAAUUAAAUGCGCCAAUAGACGCAAUUUUACUGGAUCCCAGUUCAAACCCUCGAUCAGAAAGCGCUUUAUCUGCUAGUUGUCUCGAGUACGAUCCUUCUAUGCCAAACAAAUUCCUAGUUGGAACACGUCAAGGUAUUGUGAUGAAUUGCAACAGAAGAGCCCGAACAACAGCGGAGAGGAUAAUGUGCCAAUACGAGGCACACUUGGGCCCAGUUCACGGUCUACAUCGCCACCCACAACUGCCCAAAAUCUUUUUGACAGUCGGAGAUUGGACCACGAAUGUUUGGACCGAGGACAUUCGCGAUUCGCCCAUUUUAACUUUAAAGAAUCAAAAUGUCCAGUUACUGGCCGGAGCGUGGAGUUACACACGGCCGUCCGUCAUAUUCACUGCUGCAACCGACGGUGCUCUUUACCUGUGGGAUAUUCUAGCCCAGCGGCUCAAUCCUACGUUAUGCACACAGGUUAGCGAUUCCCCGCUUUUAAGUCUGAGCACCCAAGAACAGGGAAAAAUCAUGGCAGUUGGCAGCAAAGACGGGCGCUUGUCCGUUAUUCAAAUAAGCGAAAAUUUGUCGUCGGUUACCAAAAACGAUAAAGCAGCGCUCACCUCGUUACUGGAACGAGAAACCCGACGAGAAAAGACUUUGGAGCAGCGGACUAAAGACGGCAAGGGUAAACAAGGAUCCAAAACGGCAUCUGGAUUUCAUAUGGCAGUUACGUCAGUCACACAGUCAACUGGCUCAUUGGUGGUUCAGCAACCUCCGUCUCCCACCUCUCCAUCUAAAAAAAUGUUUGAGAGUUUGAAGGAAACACUCCAAGCACUAAAUAAUAAGGAGAAUACAAGCGACAACGAGGCUGUACAAAAUGGUAUCGAACCUUCUGCUGAUAUGAUGCCAGCCGUUGAUAACCAGGGAAGUCAAAUCAACUUAUCCAUCUCCCAGCCAGUGGAACCCACCGUGGAUCAAACCCUACAAUCAGCCGAAGAUGCUUUCUUUGAAACUAUGAAUCAGGAUAUCCUUUCCCGUGGAAUCGACGAUAAAUAAAAUGUCUUUGUUAAAUAAGCGUC